AUGGAUUCGUGUGGAAACUCGUCAACUAUUUCAACAAGCUCACCAUCCUCCGAAAAAUGGGAUGAUUUUUCAAGUGAUAUAGAAAGCCCAUUGUUUCUUCGUACUCGUGCACGUUCAAUUUUAAACAUUGAAAGGGAGUUUUACUAUGAUACAGAAGUUAUUGUUAUUGGAAAUGGACCAGCUGGUAUAGCAUUAUCAGCAUUCCUUUCUGGUAUACAACCAUAUUAUGAUAGUACACUUGAACAUCCAGAUUCCUCAUUUCAUCAAAAACUUCUUGAUGGUAACAAUGAAGUUAAUCUUUUAUAUAGAAAUAUUGAUUGGUUUGAAGAAGAAUUUCAAUAUCUUAUAAAACCAGGUUCAACAACUGAAGCAUCUUUUUAUGAUAUUCUUAAUGUACCAUUAAAUAAUGGUGAUAAUCAUAGUUUAUUAAAAAUUAAGAAAGGUGAAUCUGCAUGUAUUCCUCAUUUAGUUAUUGGAUCAGGAAAUAUAGGUGGAUCAUGGAAUACUUAUGAUGAUGAAAUGUUAUCAUUAAGUUUUGAUAGUGGUUUAGAUUUACCAGGAUAUAGUGUAAAAGAAUUUUUAAAUUGUCCACAUUUAAAUGUACGCUUACCAGCUCGUAUUAUAAGAGAAUACUUUAAAAGUUAUGUUGAUAAAAUGGGAUUGUAUAGAAAUUUUAUUUCUAAUACAAAAGUUAUAGGAAUUGAAAAAUUAUGUGAUGUAUCAAGUAAAAGAGAAUUUUGGAGUGUAACAUGUUUAAAUGAAGGAAGUUUAUUACCACAUACUUUAACAUGUAAAAAAAUUGUUUUGGGUAUAGGUAAAAAUGUUAUUCAAAAACUUGAUCUCAAAGGUGUUUAUAAUGAGGAUAAAAUUGUAUAUGAAUUACGUGAUUUAAAAAAUAAGAUAGAAUAUUUAAGGAAAGAACAUACAUUAAAUGAUAAUUUUAAUAAAGUUAUUAAAGUUAUUGUUAUUGGUGAUGGUUAUGGUGCAGCUGAUGUUGUAUCAUAUUGUUUAUCUAUGGGAAUACAAACAAUACAUGUUAUUAAACGUAAUAAAUUACAAAUGAAAAAUCAUAAAUUAAGUUCAAUUUCUGAUUCUAUAUACCCAGAAUAUUCAUCAAUAUACCGGUUAAUGAUGGGAAGAAUAAAUAAUCCUAAUUAUGUAAAAUAUUUAGGAGCAUCAAUAUCACAAAUUUAUGACGAUGAUGUUGUUAUUGAUACACCUAAAGGAAAAAUAAAUGAAAAUUAUACAUUUAUUGUUCCAUGUAUUGGUAAAAAAACUGAUGAUACUUUACAAUUAAAUAAUUUUAAAAUAUCCCAGACUUACAGAAGUCAUUAUGAUCCAACAAUUUUUGGUAUUGGUUCAUUUAUAGGUGAUCAUUAUGUACGUGAAUGUGUUGGUGGAGCAAUGGCUGUAGCAAGAAUGCUAAUAAAUACAGAUUAA
Messenger RNA from Strongyloides ratti, 1440 nucleotides. RefSeq lists its product as hypothetical. The coding region runs from base 1 to 1440 and encodes 479 amino acids. The transcript is spliced from 5 exons. The record is from RefSeq and is a predicted model, not a curated record. NCBI's taxonomy places the organism in Eukaryota, Metazoa, Nematoda, Chromadorea, Rhabditida, Strongyloididae.